CGGCCCGAGUGCACGCGCGUACGUCCAGUGAAUUAUCGGCAUGUCGAUGUCGUCGUGAAUCGUAAAGAUGGACUUUCAAAGUGCUAUGGAGACUUUUGCUGAGGCAUGGGCUGCGGCCAACACGGUGAAGACGGAGGGGGCCAAUGAAUUGGCGCAGAAUUUGACAUCAGAACUUCGGCGCAGCAAGACGCCACCGCGACGCUCACCUGAAGAACGCGCGCGCCCGCCGUCGGCGCCAGCACACCACGAGCGCCAUGCACCGCUCUCGCCCAAGAAAGAGGCCUUCAACAACCUGCUCAACAAAAGUAUCACCGGUAAAACGCUGCCAGUACAUUGCGUGGUGGAGGCGGUCUCGUCGCUGGAGGAGGGCGCGUGGCGGCGACGGUCAGUGGUGGAGACCGACAGCUACGUCAUCAUCCCCGCCGCCACGGCUUUCCACGAGCUGGUACCUGCGGCCAUGAUGAGGUUGGGGUACCCGCACGAACUCGCCGCUUCGGCCAAAGGUUCAGUGGUAAUCAACAACUGGAAGCCGUUACCAUUCGAGCGCAUCUCCGACGGACCCCUGGCCACGGUCGGCGAGGUCUUGGGGGAGCUGACCACAGUGGCGACGCUCCGUAUACAGCUGCUGCGGGCGCGGCAGACUCCGCUACAAGAUAUCAAGGACAAGCUGCUUAGAUUACUGCUGGUGCAGAGCAGGCCGCUCUUGAUGUCUUCUGGAUGCCCUUUAGAUGAGGUGACUUUAGCUCAAAUAUGUCGGGGCCAAGACAAGCCGCCCGGGCCUCACAACUUUCAUGAGCCAUCGGAAGAGAUGCGUAGAAAGUUUGAAUCCUGGUGGAGUGCCCAGGUGUCUCCACGACCACCACCUUUCAGCCCUCGGCGGUAUCCUUCUCCAGGGCCUAAAAAUCGCUCACCCACACUCGCAAUGCCUGAUCAUUUACAUCCAGCACUACAAACCGUUCAAAGCCAAUAUCCAACGCAGAAAACUCGAAUGCGAACAAGUUUCGACCCAGAAUUAGAGUUGCCCAAGCUGCAACGCUGGUUUUCAGAAAACCAACACCCCACUAGACAGCAAAUACAACAGUAUGUCCGAGAACUCAAUAACUUGGAGUCGAGACGUGGCAGAAAACCUCUCGAUGUGAACAACGUCGUAUACUGGUUCAAAAACGCGAGAGCAGCACAAAAACGUGCUGAAUUACGUAACAUCGGUGGCAUUGGAUGUCAUCUCAACGGCUUUAGUAGUAGAAGCCACAGUCCGACUAACGGUUCUUUGAUGGCUGGAGGUGAUGGGUACCCACAUGAUCAUAACUCCAUGAAGAGUCCAUUGCAACUAUCAGGGAGUCCUGGCCGAUACCCCAUGUCGGUUAUGUCUGAGGAUAAUUUAUCCAAUGCUGGAUCUGAUUUGGACGAUGAAGGUGGUGACGUGAAUCCAGAUGAUCGACCAGAAAGCCCAGAAGCACCGCUUUCCUUAAUUACCACAAAAAAGAAUAAUGGCACCGAAGAGCAAGAUAAAGAAUCACCAAAACCUCCGGAUAUAAUUAAGGUGCACGAUAUCAAACAAGAACCAAGAGACCUAAGUAAACCUGAUCAAGAACACUCACCGCACCGUUCACCAGCGAAGAACAGCGAUAGUUCGCAUAAUAACAACAACAAUGAUGAAGAAAACGGAGUGGUAGACGACCACGACAACGCUUCCGAUGACGAUGUCGUCCAGGAGCGUCAUUAUCAACCUUCCUCCCCACACCUCGACCGCUUACCCUUUCCCAUGGUACCGAAUCACCCUAUGUUUGGACAUGGAAUCAUGUACAUGAGUCAAUACAUGACGGGGUUUCCAGGUGUCGGUGGGGUGCCCGGUGAAGGCGCUAGCGGUCUGAAUCUCGCUCUUGCUGGCGCUUCAGAUGAGCGGCGGAAACGCAACCGCACAUUCAUAGACCCAGUCUCCGAGGUACCAGUCCUUGAGCAGUGGUUCUCAAUGAAUACUCAUCCUUCGCACAAUCUCAUAUUGAAGUACACGGAAGAGUUGAACAGAAUGCCUUACAGGCAGAAGUUUCCGAGGCUGGAAUCGAAGAACGUGCAAUUUUGGUUUAAGAAUCGCCGGGCAAAGUGCAAGAGAUUGAAGAUGUCUCUAUACGAACCUUCUUCGCCUUCGCACUAUACACAUCCAGGGCAUCCUCAUGCCCUUGCUGAACGUAAAAUGGUUUGAACAUUGCGCAUAUUAACUGAAAGCAGCAAAGUACCUUAGUGUUGUGAUUCCAGCUAACAAGUUAUAAUGACGUAGAGGGUAGACGAGAGAAGUGAUUCCAUUAAAAUAUUAAUGACAGUGUAUAAUGAAUCAGAAAGACUGAGUUCAAUUGAAUUGUCUAUGGUGUCAGGUGCCAUGUUAGUAUUAAAUGGUGGUGACGUCAGAUGGUAGAUUUAUAAUCGCAUGCGACCUGUAAAACACGGUAGCUUCUUUCUAACAAAUAUACAAAUAGUUCAAAGAGAGUACCAUGUGUUUUAUAGGUUUACUGACGUUUAUAAUCAGGCUCUAGGCAAGUAAUUCGUGCUGAUGGUUAAUGCCCUCUGUUAAAACGCUACAACAGUAGGCAUAGGCACGUAAAGAGUUAAAUUAUUGAUAUAAACAACUUGAAAUUCUAAUAAGUUUCGUAGUGCUUGUACAUAGCUAGUUGUACAAAACAAAAGCGGCAAUUAGUAAACGAAUCUCAAAUAUAGUAUGGUACUUAAAUUGUUGUACCUACAUUAACUGUCAACCUAAAGGUAUGUACAGCUUUUUUAAUUAGUUUGUAUCUCAAUUCUAUUUAAUUUAUAAUUAAACUAAGUAAAAUAUCGAAUAUAGUUAAUCAACAAUGAAUACUCUUAUCAUAACUCCGAUUAAACCAAACUUUAGGUGUAUUGUAGACGAAAUUAUAAGAAUGGUAUUCAAUGUUAUUCUUAUCAUGUAAAUUUAUUGUAAAAUAAAUGGAUGUGUCAUUUAGAUUAGAUAACAUAAGCUUAUUGUAAACUUAUUGCACAUAGUAGUUUUAACGAAACUAAAGUUUCGCUAAUAUCGACCUUGGUUGGUCGAGCAGAUUUGAUGUUCCUAGACUUAGAAUGGUCGUAACAACUUCUUUAGCUUCUCUAUCUUUAUACUAAGAAGCCAAUAUGUAUUAAUCAUCACUAUAUCUAUCACAUUGCAGAGAUGAAUAAAACUCAUUCUAGAAAAAUCUUGAACAGAUUUUCUAGUCAUAUAAUUGACCUGUCAGUUAUCGCUCAUAUUAAAUUGAUCAUUAAUUUUCAUGCUUCCUCAAUCCAAAGAUUGGUUAAGUAUGUUUGUAUUAUCAAUAUGUAAGAAGAAUAUAACAAUAAGUAUAGUCAGCUCACAGAUAAUAGUAAAUAGCCCUUAUUCAAGAUCAUGUAUUGUAUUACCGACCUGUUACAAAUGUUUUUGGCCGAUUUUAAGAGACAGCGAAAUAAAUUGUUUAUGAUCAGUUUAAACAAUUUUUGCUACACGAAAAAAGAAGUGAAAUAUACUAGUUAAGUACAUACUUCCUCUCGUGUAAAAUAAUUGUUUGUCGUCUUACUACUUCAAUUUUCGUUAUUAGAUAUUCCUCACAUUAUCUGUAAAACGUACGUUCUAUUAAUUCUGUCAUCAAUAAAUUUAUUAAGUACUCUGUCCACAGACUAUGCAUAAUUUUACACAGUACAGUAUUUUACAACCAGCAAUAAGACUUGUUCCAAAUAAAACUUUAAUAAUAAGUAUUGAAUCGCCAAAUAGAUUACAAUAAACUAUAUUACAGUAUUUACGCAUUUAUUAAUGGAGGCUGUAUUAAGAAAUGUUUUUGACCUACAGAAUUAUUGUUUUAUAGUUUUUAGAUAUUAUGUAUACUGCAUACAUUGUAAUAUUUUACCACGGUUAUAAAGUAAAUUCGUUAUGUGAAAAAAUGGGGAACAUACCUACCUACGGAACAUAAGGAGCAUGUUGGGUUACUCUAUAACCUUGUAAAUCACGAAUUUUCUUUUCCCCUCGGAAAUUUUCGUGAAUGACCUGGGUACGACUUUCAUGGUUAUUUGUUCGAAUUAACCUUUUAACCACCGUAGUCUGAUAAAUACGUACGACAUACAAUAUCCAGCCAUAUAUCUAAAGACGGACCUUUCGGGAAAUAAGAAUAGAGCCAGUACAGCGGUGUUACGCACACGAAUUCGAGCCAAUCGCAUCACGCGGGCAAUCGCCCGCGACCAAUCGGUCGCAACUAGUAGCGUUAGACUGCACGAUUGGCUCGAAUUCGUGAGUGACACCACUGAACUGGCACCAUUUUUAGUGCCCGUAAGGCCCGUCCUCAUUAGAGAUAUGUCAAUGUAUCCAGCAAAUUCCGCCGCAGUCUGAUAAUAAGACAAAAUUUCGUGUAACUUCGUACCGUCGGCGACACGAGUAUCGUACGCGCAAUCAGAAAUUCUCAGCGGUUAAAAGGUUAAAGAAUAGAAACUUGAAGGAUUGUCUGGAGUGCAUUUACUCUUAGUCAACUAUCAAAUUCGGCAGCGUAAUUCUAAAUACACAUCGCUGCCGACUGUCGGCAAAAGUAACUGCGGAGUAAACUCGGCCGGCCGUGGUGUUACAAUAAACGCAGUAUGCAGUAACUACAACGCUACAGACGAACUGUUUUGUUAUUUCCAUGUUAUAUGCUUGUUUAGUGAAGCUGUGAUGAACUCCCAAAUAUUGUAAAUAUUUUAUUAAUGUUUCUAAGGUUGAUAUUGUAAACUAUGUCACUAGGCUCUCGCGGACUAAGUAGCAUUUAUUGUUUAGUUAACGAAGAUAUUGACUAAAUGUUUAUUCUACUCAAUUUAAAUAUACGGAAAAUCAAUUGAUUAUAAUUAUUACAAUAUAAA
Messenger RNA from Cydia pomonella (codling moth), 4860 nucleotides. It is a transcript of the gene dve, whose product is annotated as homeobox protein dve-1. The coding region runs from base 68 to 2200 and encodes 710 amino acids. Gene Ontology annotation, biological process: regulation of transcription by RNA polymerase II; chromatin remodeling. The record is from RefSeq and is a predicted model, not a curated record. NCBI's taxonomy places the organism in Eukaryota, Metazoa, Arthropoda, Insecta, Lepidoptera, Tortricidae. The transcript is spliced from 6 exons. Gene Ontology annotation, molecular function: DNA-binding transcription factor activity, RNA polymerase II-specific; RNA polymerase II cis-regulatory region sequence-specific DNA binding.